GCUAGCUGUCGCAGCCUGGAAGGACUAGCGAUGUCGGAUCGGGAAAGCACCGAGGACCAGUCGCAGGGACAAGGGGUCCAGGAGCUGGCUACGAAGACUCUUAGUGUACAGUCAAAGAGAUACUACAUAGAUGUCAAACAAAACAGACGAGGGAAGUUUGUCAAGAUCGCUGAGGUUGGAGCGAGUGGCAGUAAGAGCAGGUUAACCCUUGCCAUGUCCGCAGCUGCCACUUUACGUGAUCACAUGACAGAGUUUAGCGAGCACUACGCCCAGCUCGGUCCUCCCAACCCGGACAACCCCCCAGAGGACGGUAGACUCAAGAGUGAAGUCAUCAUCAAUGAGAACAGACGCUACUACCUUGAUCUGAAAGAAAAUGCUAGGGGAAGAUUUUUAAAGGUUUCCCAGACAAUAAACAGAGCGCGGCGUACUCAGAUUGCCCUCCCUGCCCAAGGAUUAGUGGAAUUCAAAAAUGCACUCACAGAACUCUUAGAUGAGUUUGGUACGGAGAAUGGAGCAGCUGAAGGCCAACCGGAGCUGCCAGAGAACCGUUUUAUUAGAGUCGAAAACAAGAACUUCUACUUUGAUAUCGGCAACAACUACAGAGGUAUCUUCAUGCGCGUUAGUGAAGUACAGCCACGCAAUCAGUACCGUACAUCCAUCACCAUCCCCGAGCGGUCAUGGUCUCGUUUUCGUGACAUCUUCACCGAUUACGUGGACAAGAUGAAGGACCUACGAGCCGCCCCGACCGAAGAGGACGAUCCCGAUCAGGAUCAAGGCGACAUCGAGGGGGAAGGGGACGAGGAGUAAAACCUUGCCGCUGUUGUAUUCAGCUAUGUUCAUCUUGUAAGUACACCACACCCUAACGGGUGUCGACUGGGUGUAAAGAUAUAAUGGAGUGGGAAAGGGGGUAUCGUUCGGGUAUGAGCUUGGAGAGAUUUGCUAUAAUGGGCGUAAUGAUUGGGAUAAGGCGUAUCUGUAGGACUGUGCAUUACAUGAUGGGCGUAAUGAGUGGGUAACUAUAGGCGUGUCUAUAGGACUGUGCGUUAAAUGAUGGGCGUAAUGAUUGGGAUAAGGCUGCAGUACAUGACGGGCGUAAUGAGUGGGUAACUAAAGGUGUAUCUAUAGCACUGUGCAGUAAUUGAUGGGCAUUGGGGCCUGCUAUAGACAGAUCUUUCUAGGGUGUUGCGGUUAUGAAGGGAAGACAGUCUAUGACUGGAUGUACUUGGAGUUUUGUAGGGGGAGUCGGGGAACCAGAGAGGUCUGUCUAUCGGCUGCAUGGUCAGGAGAUUGAGCUGCUACAGUGUUGUAAUGUUAGAGUUGUUGGGUUGGAUCGGCAAACAUGAUGUUUUAUUUCAUGGGAUUGGUCUAUGGUAUCAAGAGAUCCGAGUGUACACCGUUAUGGAAAACUGGAUUGUGCAGUUCGUUGAUUGCGCAGUUCCUGGAUCGCGCAGCUCCUUGAUCGAGCUGCCGAAACGCUUUGAGGGUGUAAUUAGUAGGCUAAUGGGGGUGUAUUAGCAAGAUUGGAAUAACGAUACACAUGCAUUUGGCAGUUUGUUUGGUAAUCAACCCAGCAAGGUACCACUCUACAGCAUACUGGAGAUACUUGGUUGGAGUUCUAACCAAUCACCGUUCAGAAUCAAGGACAGCAUGACUUGUGAGCCAACUGGAACGCUUAAGAAGGAAAGAAGCUGCAACACUGGAUCUUUAAGGAUAUAGCAGUUUGGUAAGCAUUUUAUGUGUGUGCGGCAGGUGAAUCGUCGAAAUGGGUCGUGUACAAACAUGUAUAUAAACACAUGCUUUAUUUGUGUGUGUGUAUAAAGGGUUACCCCCACUGACAAAGGUCAACCAACUGGGCCCAAUUUCAUGGCUCUGCUUACCGUAAGCACAGAAUCGGCGCUUACGGGAGCAGGGAAUUAUGUGC
Messenger RNA from Asterias rubens (European starfish), 1921 nucleotides. RefSeq names its product transcriptional activator protein Pur-beta-like. The coding region runs from base 31 to 807 and encodes 258 amino acids. Gene Ontology annotation, biological process: regulation of transcription by RNA polymerase II. Lineage: Eukaryota; Metazoa; Echinodermata; Asteroidea; Forcipulatida; Asteriidae. Gene Ontology annotation, cellular component: nucleus. The transcript is spliced from 6 exons. Gene Ontology annotation, molecular function: RNA polymerase II transcription regulatory region sequence-specific DNA binding; DNA-binding transcription factor activity, RNA polymerase II-specific; purine-rich negative regulatory element binding. The record is from RefSeq and is a predicted model, not a curated record.